Molecule: messenger RNA, 681 nt
Organism: Knipowitschia caucasica
Lineage: Eukaryota; Metazoa; Chordata; Actinopteri; Gobiiformes; Gobiidae
Source: the annotation of a GenBank genome assembly
AUGCCUCCAAGAAAAAGGACCAGAUCUAGUAAAACACCAACAGAUUCAGGUGAAGCUGUGGAUGGGGCUGAUGAAACUUCUGUAAAGGAUCUUGAGAAAACUGCAGGGAGCAGGAGGAAAGCUGCUGGUUCAGUUAAAAGUGUAAAUAAGGACACUGCAGACUACAGUCACUGGCUGAUGAAGUCCGAGCCUGAAAGUCGUAUUGAGAAUGGCAUUGAUGUAAAGUUUGGGAUUGAAGAUCUUAAAGCUUUGCCUGAUCAAACGGGCUGCUGGGAUGGAGUCCGCAAUUAUCAGGCUCGAAAUUUCAUGAGGGAAAUUAAAGAGGGACAGUUGGCUUUCUUUUAUCAUAGCAACUGUAAAGAGCCUGGCAUAGCUGGACUCAUGAAAAUUGUGAAGGAGGCAUAUGUGGACCAUACUCAGUUUGAUAAAAAGGACGUUCACUAUGAUGCAUCAAGCAAGCCUGAAAAUCCAAAGUGGAGCAUGGUGGACGUCCAAUAUCAAAGAAUGCUGAAGCGAUAUCUUUCCUUGUCUGAGCUUAAAAAGCAUUACCAUCAGCAUUGCACCAAUGGAGGACCUUUGAAAAACCUUGCUCUCUUUACACGAGCAAGACUGUCAGUUCAACCACUAACUAAAGAGGAAUUUGACUUUAUACUGACGCUCGAAGACAAGGAUUGUGGUUAA